CUAAUUUAUAUUUAAAUAUUUUUAUUUUUAACUGUUUUUUUCGUUUUUGUUUCUAAUUAAAUAGUUUUAUUGGAAAUGAUUUUUAUACUGAUUUAAAACAUUGUUUUGAUACAAAUCAAAUGAAUGUGAUUGAUUAUAGAAAUUAUAUUCAAUAUGAACAUGAACAUGAACAAAUAUUGAUUAAUUAUAUAAAACAAAUAUUUAUUCGAAGACGACAACAAUUUCUUCAAAUAACGUGUCUUGAACAAGCUCGAAAACAAGAUGAUAAUCUUGUCUUUCAUUGGAAAUAUGAUGAAAAAACAGAAACAACUAAUGUUUUUACUCUAUCAAGUGUUUAUUCAACAUCAAAUACUAAGAAAAAAGAUGGUACUAAUUAUUUUGAUGAAACAUCUCCAAAUGAUACAAAUGUGUUAUCGACUGUUACAUUACAUACGAAUAAUAAAAAUACUCCAUGCUAUCUUUCAUUUGCUCAUUAUGAUCCAAUAGAUAGACAAGACGUAUCUUGCUUUGAUGCUCGUUUACUUUAA
This is a messenger RNA of Rotaria sp. Silwood2, 527 nucleotides long. The record is from the annotation of a GenBank genome assembly. NCBI's taxonomy places the organism in Eukaryota, Metazoa, Rotifera, Eurotatoria, Philodinida, Philodinidae.